Molecule: messenger RNA, 3014 nt
Organism: Acanthochromis polyacanthus (spiny chromis)
Lineage: Eukaryota; Metazoa; Chordata; Actinopteri; Pomacentridae
Gene: usp16
Product: ubiquitin specific peptidase 16
Exons: 18
Coding region: 146-2680 (844 amino acids)
Biological process (GO): regulation of cell cycle; regulation of gene expression
Cellular component (GO): nucleus; cytosol
Molecular function (GO): zinc ion binding; cysteine-type endopeptidase activity; cysteine-type deubiquitinase activity
Source: RefSeq, a predicted model, not a curated record
UUUGUUCCUCUGUUUGCAUGUGUCAACUGGGAUUUUUUCCCUACCAAAUCAGCGGAGUGAUUUUUGCGAAUUUUAAACUUCGUAAACUUGUUUGCUAGCCUGAACGCUUCCAUUUUCUGACUAUAGCCAGUAAUGUAAAGUGAAAAUGGGAAAGAAAAGGGGGAAAGACAAGAGCUCCAGAGAGGAGGAUGACAUUGACCUGACAGUUCCAUCGUGCAGACAUAUCAAGAAAGGAACAGACCAAACUCUUCUUAAGAAACUUUCUGGCAAUAUUGAUUGGACGAGUUGUCAAGAUUGUAAGAAUGAAGAAAACAAGGAAAAUAUCAGCACCACUCUGUCAGAGGAAGCUGAAGAGGAUAAAGAAACAGGAGGAAUGUGGAUGUGCUUGAAAUGUGGCCAUAGAGGGUGUGGAAGAAAUUCUGAGAACAAGCAUGCCAUUAAGCAUUAUGAAACUCCUCGGUCAGAUCCACAUUGCCUGGUGAUCAGUUUGGACAACUGGAGUGUGUGGUGUUACAUAUGCGAUGAUGAAGUCCAGUACUCGAGAACGGGGCAUUUGGCUCAGCUGGUGACCAACCUGAAAAAGCAAACAUCUACAGAUCUGAUAAAAAGAGCACCAAAAGGAGAGAAAGAGAACACUGACUUGUUGGAAGCUGAACAGAAGACAGACACUAUAAAAGCAGAGGAAAAUGAGGACAAGGAAAACAAAGAAAACAAGGAUCAACAAAAGAAAAACACCAAGAAAGAGAGUGCUGGGAAAUCGCAAACACAGAACAACACAAUUGAAGAAAAGCAUGGUGUUUCAGUAAAAGGACUGAGCAACCUUGGAAACACUUGUUUCUUUAACGCAGUUAUUCAGAAUCUCUCCCAAACACCGCUCCUAAGACAGACUCUCAACAGAGUGACAGAAGAAAUGAGUCUCAACAUCAAACCGGAUGACUCCUUAGAGCUGCAGCCCAUUGCAGUGCAGUUAGAGCAGCCUGGAUCCUUGACUUUGGCUAUGUGUCAACUUCUCAGUGAGAUCCAGGAAUCCAAGAAGAGUGUUGUAACACCACGGGACUUGUUCACACAAGUUUGUAAAAAGGCUGCCAGGUUCAAAGGAUUUCAGCAGCAAGAUAGCCAGGAGCUGCUGCGAUACCUGCUGGAUGGGAUGCGAACUGAGGAACUUAAAAGACUAAGCUCGGGGAUAAUGGAGGCAUUGAAACAAUCUAGAAAAGGUACAGAUGGAGAUCAGCUGAAAGCACUAGUAAAGGAAUAUGAGAAAAAUGGAAUUGUCAAAAACUUCGUUGACCAAGUUUUUGGUGGGGAGACGACCAGCACUAUAAUGUGCCAGCAGUGCAAAAUGGUGUCUGUCGUCACAGAGAGGUUUUUAGAUCUUUCCCUUCCUGUUUCUGAUGAGGCAUACAGAAAGAAGAAUCCAAAAAAAACAGUUCAGAAGACAAGUGAGUUGAGCCAAGAUGGCAGAAACAGCCCAGCUUUGACCAGUGGGAAUGAUGACAUUCCCACUGGGACUGGCAGCAAGUACCAGCAGAAGAAAGCUAAGAAGCAGGCAAAAAAGCAGGCAAAGCAUCAAAAAAGGCAGCAGAAGCUUGAGGGCAGAGUCACUUUGGACAGUCUCGCAUCUCCAAGUCACACAGAGAGUGAAGAGACAGAAGCUGCCAUAGAUCCAAAGGAAAAUGAAAAAGCUGACAAUGAAACACAGGAAGAACAAAAUCCUGGCCCAGUCAGUGAGUCUGAACAGGAUGAGAAGGCCCUUGACACAAUCCAGGUUGAGGAGGAAAAAGAAGAGGAUGAGGAUUCAGUGACUGACAAUGCAUCAGAUAUGUCGUCAGUCAGCAACCGUUUCACUGUCUUGUCCGAGGAGCAGCAGUCAAAGGAUAACACCUUAUGCGAUGAAACAUCCAACAUGGAUCUGGAAGGAGAUGAGGACACUCAGCUGGUAGAUGAAAUGGAGAAAGUGACCCUGGAUGACGCCUUCAUAGAAGACUCUGAUGGUAUGGAACAAAGUGUGGUGUCUGAAGAAGAAGGAGAAGAGGCUAAAGAAUAUACUGUAUUGGACCAAGACCCAGAGCUGGCGUUCAGCACACUAGCUACGAGGACACCUCCAGAGAAACAGGACUGCUCAGUACAGUCCUGCCUUUUUCAGUUCACAGAGGUAGAAACCCUCACACAGAACAACAGCCUGCUCUGUGUCACCUGCACUAAACAGCAGCUGAAGAAAGACAAGGCUGGAGGAUCUAAGAAGAAUAUCUACACUGAUGCCUUGAAACAAAUGCUGAUUUCCUCUCCACCACCAGUCCUUACCCUUCAUUUGAAAAGAUUCCAACAGAAUGGAUACAGUAUUUGUAAAGUGAACAGACAUGUCAACUUUCCGCUGAUACUGGAUCUCGCUCCUUUUUGUGCAGUUAAAUGCAAGGGUAUAACAGAGGGAGAUACUCAGAUUUUGUACAGUUUGUAUGGCAUUGUAGAACACAGUGGAACAAUGAGGUCGGGUCAUUACACAGCCUAUGUGAAAGUACGCCCCGAGUGCCCUAAACCCUCAUCCAAUGGAGUUGCAGCAGGAGAUGCAGAGCCACCCAGAGGGUCCUGGUUCUAUAUCAGCGAUACAAGUGUUCAGCCUGUGAGCGAGAGCAAAGUCCAGAGCUGCCAAGCCUACCUCCUUUUCUAUGAAAGGAUCCUUUAACUGAACUGUGCCUCACUACUCAGGAAAUCCAUAUACACCAACUUGCUACUUCAGCUCCACCAUGUAAGGGUGUGAUGAAAUAUCAGUGAUCAUACAGAGGGGGGAUUUGACAGUGGUGACAUAUUUAUCACUGUGGAGUCACACAGUCUGAAAAAGGAAUCUGUUUCUCACACUCAUAGGAGUAUGGCAAGGUGUGCAAUCAAACUCAAGAUGGACAUUGAACUGAUUGUGAUGCGGAAUUUAAUCAUUUUAGGAGACAAAUGAAAGUCUGGGAACAAAACUAAUGUCUAUUUUUAAUCAAUAUCAUGCAAUUAAAUGCUUCAGAAUGAGAGAA